GGGGCGUUGAGGGAGAAGGAGUGAACAGCCCUCGGCCCUCCUCAGCUUUACAAAGUGUACUGAGUGACAGAUAAUUACAGAACCUACUGGGUACAGCCCAGUAACCGUUAUAAAUCCUAGGUUUAUACGGUUCGAGUGGAUCCGGCAGCUGGAAAAGGGGCUCUUGGGACUCAGAGUAGGCCCUGUAAUCGGCGCUUGGACUACGUUUCCCAGAAGCCUUCACGCCGCGGACGAGUCUUCUGCUGGGGAAGGGGGAUCCCGCCGGAGAGGCGGCCGUGCUGGGCGGGAUGCGAGGGCAGACUCAGCAGGCAUGACUGGAGAGGGAAGUCUCAAUGGUGCUAGAAUGGUGCUACAGUGGCAGAAGACGGCUCACGAGUGAGGUCUGGAAGAACAACAGGGAAGACAUCCAUCAUUUGCUCCAAAGUGUGCAAGUCAAAUCCUGGGGAGAAUCAUGAUAACCCUGAUCACUGAGCAGCUACAGAAGCAGACUCUGGAUGAGCUGAAAUGCACACGCUUCAGCAUCAGUCUGCCUUUGCCUGACCAUGCAGACAUCUCCAACUGUGGGAACCCUUUCCAGCUUGUGUCUGAAGGUGCUUCCUGGAGGGGCCUACCCCACUGUUCCUGUGCCGAGUUCCAGGACAGCCUCAACCUCAGCUACCAGCCCUCAGGCUUGAGUCUGCACCUCAGACCACCCAGUCGGGGAAGCUCUCCACAGGAGCAGCCCCUUUCCCAAGUCCUAAGCCCUGAGCCCCCGGACCCAGAGAAGCUUCCUGUGCCCCCUGCCCCUCCAUCCAAGAGGCACUGUCGCUCACUCUCAGUGCCCGUGGACCUGUCUCGCUGGCAGCCGGUGUGGCGGCCCGCCCCCUCCAAGCUGUGGACUCCCAUCAAGCACCGGGGCAGUGCUGGAGGGGGUGGGCCGCAGGUGCCUCACCAGAGCCCCCCGAAGCGGGUCUCCAGCCUCAGGUUCCUCCAAGCUCCCAGUGCCUCUUCUCAAUGUGCCCCAGCCCACAGACCCUACAGCCCCCCUUUUUUCAGCCUGGCCCUAACCCAAGAUUCUACUCAACCCUGCGCUGCCUCCCCCCAAAGUGGCUCCUGGGAGAGUGAUGCUGAGUCCCUAUCACCUUGCCCACCCCAGCGCCGCUUCUCCUUGUCACCCAGCCUGGGUCCACAGGCAAGCCGCUUCUUGCCCUCUGCCCGGAGUUCCCCUGCAUCUUCCCCGGAGCUGCCAUGGCGACCUCGAGGCCUGCGCAACCUUCCCCGAAGCCGCUCACAGCCUUGUGAUCUGGAUGCCCGCAAAGCUGGAGUCAAGCGGCGCCACGAGGAAGACCCCCGGCGGCUGCGGCCUUCCUUGGACUUUGACAAGAUGAAUCAGAAACCAUACUCAGGAGGUGUCUGUCUCCAAGAAACAGCCCGGGAAGGCAGCAGCAUCUCUCCACCGUGGUUCAUGGCCUGUAGCCCCCCACCCCUCUCCGCUUCCUGCAGCCCCAUUGGGAGUUCCUCGCAGGUGCUGAGUGAAAGCGAAGAGGAGGAAGAGGGGGCCGUGCGGUGGGGGCGACAGGCACUGAGCAAGCGGACACUGUGCCAGCAGGACUUUGGGGACCUGGACUUGAAUCUGAUAGAGGAGAACUAAAACUGAGAGGCUACUUCCUGGGGCCACACAGACUGACUCUCUUAUGGCUACUAACAAGUGUCGAGGCCCCAAGGCCAGGGGCCCAGCCUGGGAAUGGGGGUGAGUGGAGGGCUCCGACUCAGGGCAGCCGGAAAUCUCGCUCCAGGAAGCUCGACCAUGCCGAGAGACUGGCCGGGACAAGAUAAACGGAGCUGGUGGCGGGAGGGACAGCCCCAGAGCAGACCCUUCCCAUGGCGGCCCUGAGUGUGAGUAUCCCUGCCACUGGAAAAGCAAUGGGCAGGGAAGGAAGGGGUCUGCUGACCCCAGCUCGGGGAAUUUCACUAGCCCCUUUGCUUCAAAGGGCACUUGUGUCUUAGAAUUUGGCCAGGGUGGGGGGUUCAUUCAGCCUCCUCAGAGAAAUUGUGUGAGAGUGUGUGUGUGCAUGGGAGUGUACUUGAGAAAAGGUGUGUUUGCGUAGCCUUAGGGAAGGAAGGCAGUUGCUCCUUAACAGCAGAGCAUCAUGAUACCCCCAGGAUCUUGUUUUCAUAGACAGCAGGCUUGUUCAAGGAGUCAAGAGGAGGGCACCAUGUUUUUCUUUUUUCUAACUAGUUUUGGAACCAGGCUUGUAAUCCAUAAGCACAGGCUCUGCAAAGGAUUCUUUUUUGGGGUACAGCAAGGUAUUUUAAGUGCUGUGACCUCAGUUUAUGGUCUUUUCCUCAGGCCCACCCCCUUCCUAUUGCAUAGAUCCUAGUGUUGGAGGCUGGAGGGAAAUCUACAUAUUGAUUCUGAGCUGUCCUUUUUUUCUGAUCAGAUUGCCAAGGCUAUAUACAGUCUGCCUCUCUUGCUCUAAGUACAUGCAAAUGUGGGUAUCUGAGGCAAAAUUGAAGGGCUCCAUCAUUUUUUCCCCUCUCUACUAACUGGACCUUUUCUCCCCUCACUGUUCUGCUAUUCAAGAAUCAAAAACAAGGUUGGAUGGCCCUUUUUAGGUCUUUAGCAUCUAUUAAGGCCAACCUGCAGCAAGAGAAGUGGCAUUCAGUCCCCAACAGGCAUGGGUAAGCUCCCCCCAGCACUGCCCUUUGGAAACAGGCUAUAGAGAAAUCUAUUGUUACAAGAUCCAGAUUUUCUGAUCUGCUUGAGAAAGAGGAAGGGGAUGUCAGCAUUCACUAGUUUGCUUGUCUUCCAUUCCUGCCAGGAAAUGUUUAUUUGCCUCUAAUUGGCCCUGAGAGACCUCAGGGAGGUUGGUGCUCACUAAGGGAUUGGCUGAGGACAUUUAAAGCAAAGACUGUGAGAAGCAGCUGGGAGUUUGUUGUUGUUGGAUUGAAUUUCCUUUUUUGUUUCUCACCCACAACUUGAGCCAGGGCAGCAGGUCCCACAGCUGCAGUGAUGGGGUAAAAACUUGCAAGAGUCUAGGUAGGGCUGAUACCAGUGGAGAUGCAUACUAAACCUGCUGCCAUAAUCACUUGCAAGGCAUUGUCCAGCUUUGGUUAGACCCUGCAUAACCAAAUUGGACCUGCCCUUACUCUUCAUCCGAAGAAGGGCAUUUUUUCACUUCAAUUUCCCAGGGUGUCAUAGGACCCAGUUCUUCAUGUUGGGAAGAUAACCAAAAAGUCUGUUGUUUUCUUCCUUGUGGAAUUGAACCUGUCGUUUUUCCAGGUCCUCCUGCAUGUCAGAUAGGAGCAUCAUGGAGGCCCUGGCCUCCUCCACUCCAGAGGAGGUGGCCCUUUCUUCUCAAUCCUCUGGCACUCAAAGGUUCUACGCUUCCAGGGCUCCUCCCAUCUCCUGCUAGUUACCAUGUAUUACCGGGGAGCUACCAGGUCUGUAGGGGCCUGAGAGAGGCUCUUGAGAACCCAGGGAAACUGAGCCCAGGAGUUACCCAUCCUUGGUUUCAUCCUUCCCCUGGCUCUUCUCCUUCUUUAGGCCAUAAUUUCCCUGGUGCCAGCUUCUUUCCUCCUGGGGCAUCCUCAUCCCUGGGCUCUCUGCUGCAGAUUGGCUGUGCCAGCUUCUAAUAGGCCACUGGCAAUGCCAGUAGGGUCUCUACAGGCCCUAAGCUAAAGAAGUGAGGGCAGUAAUUCUGCCUCCACCUUGACUUCCCCAAAGCCCUAGGGUACCAUCCUUGGGGGAGAAGGUCUAUAGAUAUCAUAUUUGAAUUCCAUUACUUUGAGACAGAAAAUUUAAACUAGCUGAAACUAUCAUCUUGCUUCCUGAUCUAAGCACCUGUGGCCCUGGGACAAGCCUUUUCAAGAAGUGGUUCAUUGUGCUUUACACAGUAGAUCUAUUCCAACAGUUCUGUGUAAACCAGAUGCAGUUUUUCAGUGCAUUUGGACUGCUGACCAUUUAAAAGCAGCCUGUGAUUGCUUAUUUUGUAAAGCAAACAACAUCCCUCUACUUUAGCUGUUUUGACUAUUUGGAUUUUCACAUAUUGGGCUUACCCAGAGUGGAGCACACCUCUACAGGGCUGUGAUUGACACUGGGUAGACAUCUGCAUCCGUGUUGUGUGUGUGGUGUGGCUGACCAGUAGGUGAGUAUUCCUGCGUGUGUGAGUGAAGCCACUCCCAGGCUGGUGCUCUCCUCCUGUGCCCGGUGACUGCCCAGUGGCAGCUCCAGCUGCCCUUCACUCCCACCUGCUGCCAAAGUCCCUGUGCUAAUGGGAUUACAAAUACAAAAAGUGGAAAAAAUUUUUCGUAAACUUUGUUUUAUAUUAAAAAAAAUCCAUAAGUCUGUGUGUGUUAAACAUGAGGUCCUGCCUCUGUGGCUGUGUUUGAAAAAAUAAAGUUUUAUUAGAAUAAUCCAUUUUCCCAAGCAAUCUUCUGUUCUAUAGUGUUUUCCCUUCACAAAGAAAAACGAGGGAAGCAGGGAGAAGACAGCCUAACUCUUUCAGCCCCUUUCUCUAGGACAAAACUGGGCCUUGGCCUUUUGAGGGCUGUUUCUCAUCCCUAGGCACUUUGUGUACUGGUAUUCCAUUGGCCAGCCUUGUGUUAAGAACUUGGUUAUUUAUGGUGGUCGAUUUUGGUCUCUUUCCUGUACUUUUUACCCAUCUUCUUUUCCCCUGCUGUCACUCUCACUUCCAGCAGGCUAA
Talpa occidentalis (Iberian mole) is the source of this 4685-nucleotide messenger RNA. RefSeq names its product family with sequence similarity 53 member C (gene FAM53C). Lineage: Eukaryota; Metazoa; Chordata; Mammalia; Eulipotyphla; Talpidae. Bases 452 to 1630 code for a protein of 392 amino acids. The transcript has 5 exons. The record is from RefSeq and is a predicted model, not a curated record. Gene Ontology annotation, biological process: protein import into nucleus. Gene Ontology annotation, cellular component: nucleus.